AUGCCCAAAAAGCAAAAGUCCGCCGCCGCCCGUCAGACGUGGCGAUCUGUCGCCCUCGAGGAGGAGUCUCUCCGCUUCGCUGAGAGCGGCGGCUUCCUCUCGCUGGAAGAGAUCGAGCAGCCUCUCUACGACCCCGCCCAACCAUUCUCUGCCGCAGCCGACGACGUCGAGGCUGGCGAUAGUGGAGUGGGCGCGUCGCAGCUUGAGCUCGCACAGGCUGAGGUCGAUCGCUUGAUGCGGAUGCACGCGGCGGCGCCUCGUGGCGAGGACGCGGCAGCCGAGGGCGAGCGCAAAGAGAAGCGGAAGCGCGCCAAGGCCGCACGCAACGAUCAGGGCUGCUCGGUCGCCGAUAACGCGGAGGGCGAGGCGGGUGGCGAGGCGGGCGACGCGCGGUCCAGCUGGGAGCCGCUCGGCCUGCACCCGACCCUGGUGGAAGGGAUGGUGGCGUGCGGCUUCAGCGGGCCGACGCCCAUCCAAAAGGCUGCGCUCCCUGCGGCGUUGCACGGGUUGCGCGACGUGGUCGGCGCGGCCGAGACCGGCUCCGGCAAGACCCUCGCCUUCGGCCUGCCCAUCCUGCACCGGCUGAUAGAGGUGACACGCAUGUCCCUCGACAAGCAGCGGCGGCAGCUCGAGUCCAGGCCGCCGGUGGUGGUUGCGACGCCGGGCCGGCUGUGGGAGUUGAUGAGCGAGGGGAGCAGCCACUUGCAGGCCCAUCUCGCGGCUCUGCUGACGAGGCAGCCGCUCGAGCUGUCGCGGCUCCGCUUCUUCGUCCUCGACGAGGUGGACCGCAUGAUCGAGGCCGGCCACUUUCAGGAGACGCACGCGAAGCGGGUCGCGCAGCACAAGCCGCUGCCAUCCGGGUCGGCGGCGGACUCGCUGAUGCAGAAGGUUGCCUUUCUCAACCCGCUCAAGGCCUGCCCCCCGUGCGAGAGGCGGCAGCACGCGUCGCUCCUGCAGCAGGCCCAGCUGCAGUGCCUCGCCGAGGAGAAGGCGCCGCCGCCACCACCACCGCCACCCGCACCACACCUGCAUGGAACGCCCUCAGCAAGUGGAGACGGCGCCCUCUUUGCGCUGCUCGGCACGCGGGGCGGCCGCUCCAUCGUCUUUUGCAACGCCGUCACCGCCGUCUCGCGGCUGAGGUCGCUCCUCUCCCUGCUCGGACUCAACGUCAUCGCGCUGCAGGGCGGCAUGCAGCAGCGCGCUCGCAUUAAGGCGCUCGAGCGCUUCCGCGCCGCAUCGUGCGCUGUGCUGCUCGCGACGGAUGUCGCCGCGCGCGGGCUCGACGUCAAGGGCGUCGAGUACGUGGUGCACUACCAGCUGCCGCGCUCGGCGGAGGUGUACGUCCACCGCUCAGGCCGCACGGCUCGCGCCGCCGCGGCGGGCCUCUGCGUGUCGCUCGUCGAGCCGUCGAGCUCGCGUGCCUUCCGCAAGCUCUGCCACGAGCUGAGCGUGCCGCAAGGGCUCGACGAGUACCCGAUGCCGCCAAAGACGCUCGCCGCCGCGCUCGAGGCCGCGAAGCUCGCGCAGAAGGUCGACAAGGCGGAGCACAAGAACUCGCGCGCGGCGAAGCAGGCCUCGUCCAUGCGCCGAAUGGCGGAGGAGAUGGAUCUGCCCGUCUCGUCCGACGACGAGGAGGAGGAGGAGACGCGGCACUCGAACGGGCGGCAGCAGGCGCGAGAGGCGGCGCUUGUCGCGCGCCAGCGAGACGACCUUCGGCGUAUGCUGGGCAAGCUCGGCUGGCCCGCGGGAGGGGCGGCAGCUAGCUAG
This is a messenger RNA of Emiliania huxleyi CCMP1516, 1767 nucleotides long. RefSeq lists its product as hypothetical. The transcript is spliced from 8 exons. The coding region runs from base 1 to 1767 and encodes 588 amino acids. NCBI's taxonomy places the organism in Eukaryota, Haptophyta, Isochrysidales, Noelaerhabdaceae. Gene Ontology annotation, molecular function: ATP binding; nucleic acid binding; RNA helicase activity. Gene Ontology annotation, cellular component: nucleolus. The record is from RefSeq and is a predicted model, not a curated record.